Molecule: messenger RNA, 12196 nt
Organism: Cinara cedri
Lineage: Eukaryota; Metazoa; Arthropoda; Insecta; Hemiptera; Aphididae
Source: the annotation of a GenBank genome assembly
UGGUUUAAAAUAUGACGCCAAAUAAAACCACCGGUAGCGCUAAAACCAGUCGGUUUGCAAUAGUUCGUCUCUAAGUAAUCCGUCCAGCCUGUUGGCCUGUCAUAACCACUGACCAGUCGGUAGUUAGCAGUCCUUAUUCAGCGUAAUGCUAAAUGUUUGGAUAUGUUAAUAUUAUAUUUAUAUGUUAGUAAUAAUGUGACUGAUAUGUGAUAAAGGUUAAUGAGCUGACAACAAAUAUUAAGUAUGAGCCGACUAUUCAUUACAGUACCAUGAAAAUACAAAUAACUUGCUUAUGUAGAUGCAGCAAUUCCAAUUCUUCAUGAGCAACAACUACUUGGUCGCAAAUGAAAAAAAACAGCAAUCAGAUUCUGAAUGUACCUAGCUAAGAAAGUAUUCAAUUUUUAAUUCAAUACAGUGGAUUAUAUAUAUCGUCAAAUUAUAAAAAUGAACGAAGACAGUUCCGAAGCUCAUCAGGCGACAUGUGACUUCGCUUUAACAAAUUUCAUGUUCGGGAACAUAGACGAAAGUGGUCAACUGGAAGAUGAUGAUCUAUUGGAUAAUGAUACAAAAAAAUACUUGGCGUCCUUAUCCAAGCUCGGUUUUAGUUCUAUGGUGUCCGAAGUCAUUGGUUCGUCAGAUUUGCAAGGUAUUGAAAAUCAUGAAGACACAAGCAGCUCAAAUGAUAAAUCACCAUCGGCCCAAGAUUUCUUUGACAUUGAUGAAUUGGCUGAAGAAAUUAUAGGGUCUAAACCUCAAAAUUCUGAGAGCGGCUACGAUGGUGACAAUGAGACAAAUGACAAAAAAUUUGACAAAUCCAAGCGGCUAGAAACUCCAUUAGCUGCUAUGUUACCAUCCAAGUAUGAAAAUGUGGAUGUUACGACACUUUUUCCUGAUUUUAGAGUUGGAAAAGUAAUUUUUAUUGACAAUAUAAAUUUCAUAUCCUGGUUUUUUAUUAGUUUUAAUCUAUAUUUAAUUUAGGUGUUACGAUUUUCAAGAUUGUUUAAGCCCAACAAAUCUAGCCGAUUACCUAAAGUUUGGAGGAAUGUAAAAGUUAAACGCAAAAAACGAAUGCAUAUUGAUACAAAUGAAUAUAAUUCUUCCGAUAAUGACUCAAAAAGUCAAAUUAUGUGUCUUGAAUAUGGACCACUACCGGAUCCUGAAAAUCUUGCUCCUGACGAUGAGGUAAUAUCUAUUUUAUUAUAAAAUUAUGUGAAUCAUAUAAUUAACUAUUGGUUUUACAGGAGGCAUUUUUACAACCUAUGGAAAAUUUAUCUAAACAAACUAAUCAAAACAAACAUGAAAAUGAAGAUGGUUUAAAUAAUCAAGCGUACUGGAGAGCUGGACCAGCCAAAUUAUGGUAUGACAUGUUGGGAGUUCCAGAAAGUGGGGAAGAAUUUGAUUAUGGAUUUAAACUCAAAGAUAACAAAGUAAUUAAAUAAUAUACAUUAUAUAAAAAUAUCUUUUUUAAAAUUGUGUACAAUUUUAGAAUAAAAACGAAAAUAAUUUAGAAAAAAAUCCAUUUCCUGAAGAUGCUUUUCUAAUGGUUAGUCAGUUACAUUGGGAAGAUGAUAUAAUAUGGAAUGGAGAGGAUAUCAAACAUAAAGUUCUUCAAAAAUUGAAUAGCAAAACUAAUGCUGCUGGAUGGGUACCGAGUAGUACAAAUCGUACUGCUCAAGCUUUUAGCCAGCCGGGAAAAGGAAUGCUUCCUCUUGCAGGAGGAUCAGUAAGAUUGGCUACAUCCAACAUAAAUGUAUCACAAUCACAAAACAAAAUGGCCCCAAAGUCAAAUAUGUAAGUCUAAUAAAUUUAUUAUUAGUCUAAGAGGAGCCAGGUCUGAGGAGUUGGUUUUCCAAAUUUUCUCUUCAAUUAUUUUUAAUUUGGGGUAUGGCUGCUUUUAUAAACAAAAAUAUGAAUAAAAAUAAUUUAUUGGCAACAUGAUUUCCGAACAUUUUUUUUCUUAUUUGAUAAAAAAUUUCUACUAACUGCAAUAAAUUCCAAUUUUUCUUUUGAUUUUAAAUAGUGGUAUUUUAAAAAGUUGGUAAAAAAUAACCUUUUUAAUGACUUAUUAUUAAGUUUAUGGUAGAAAUAUUGAAAAACAAUGUUCAAUGUGGUACGAAGGAAGUAGUUCUCUGUCCAACAAAAGGAUAAUGAUCAACAACGGACUAUUCUACAAGGUGUGAGGGGUUUUCUUUUUCUGUAAGAUAUAUUUUUGACCCAAAAAGCACACUGGCACCAGGCUCCUUAAAUGAAAAAACAAAUAGUAACUUAACAUUUCAUUUCCCAAUUCAGUUAAAUGAACAAAAACAUAUUAGUUAACAAUUACUUGUUUAACUAAUAAUUAUAAAAUUUGUAUUUAGGAAUUUGAAGCAACAACCGAUAAAUGAUACUACUGAUGAUACCUGGUAUUCUAUAUUUCCAGUGGAAAACGAAGAAUUGGUAUAUGGUACUUGGGAAGAUGAAAUAAUUUGGGAUGCCAAAAAUAUGGAAAAAAUACCCCGUCCAAAAAUAUUGACUUUGGAUCCCAAUGAUGAAAAUAUAAUAUUGGGUGUUCCUGAUGAUGUAGACCCAGCAAAACAAAGACUUGACAACGCUACUCCAGUUAAAGUGAAAAUUCCUCAUCCGCAUGUUAAGAAAUCAAAAUUAUUACUUGGCAAAGCUGGAGUGAUAAAUGUACUUGAAGAGGAUACACCAUUGCCUCCACCUAAAUCCCCAGACCGAGAUCCAUUUAAUGUGUCAAAUGACUGGUAGGUGUUUAAAUUACACUCAAAAUUCAUGUUAAUGUUUAAACCUCUAAUUCUUUAUUAGAUAAUUAAAUAAUUUAUUAAUAUACUAAAUGAAUUUCUCAAUUUGUUUAUAGCUAUUAUCAACCACGUUCAUCUGAAACAUCGUUACGUCUUAAAGUUGGUGGUGGUAAUAUCAUUCAACAUUCAACUCCUGUUGUUGAGUUAAAGGCACCAUUUAUUCAAACUCAUAUGGGACUUAUGCGUUUAAGAAAUUUCCAUCGCCCUCCCAUGAAACGAUACUCACAUGGUACUCUUAUUCAACCAAUAUUUCAUUCUGUACAAUCUCUUUUGAAGAACAUAAAAAAGAAAGCAAAAGUAACUAAAAUAAUUGUAAUAUGCUUUUUUGACUUAAAAUUUAACUCUUAUUCGUUUAGCUUAGAGAACAAGAACGAAUAGCUUCUGGUGGAGGUGAUGUGUUUUUCAUGAGAACACCAGAUGAUUUAACUGGUCGAGAUGGUUCUAUUAUUCUUGUUGAAUAUUGCGAAGAGCAUCCACCUUUAUUAAAUCAAGUAUGUAUAAAAAAACUAGUUGAUGGACAAUGUUAAAUUUUAUUUGUUUAAUCAUAUAUUAAAUUUUAAUAGGUUGGAAUGUGUUCAAAAAUUAAAAACUAUUAUAAACGUAAAAUUGGUAAAGACCCUGGCCCACCAAGUUUGCAAUUUGGAGAAAUUGCUUAUGCUCAUACUUCACCUUUUUUGGGAGUAUUAUCACCUGGUAAAACAAUUCAAGUUAUUGAAAAUAAUUUAUACCGAGCACCAAUAUAUGAACAUAAACCUUUAGAAAAUGAUUUUUUACUUAUAAGAACAAGGUAAAUAAAUUUUUUUUAAUAAAUUAAAAACUGUUGAGCUCUGCUAUAUUAAAUUGUAUAUAUUAUUUUUAAUAAUUUGACUAAUCUCUUUAUUAUUAAUUUUGAAUAUUUUACCAAAUUUUUAGACAUGCAUAUUAUGUACGAGAAAUAGAUGCUUUAUUUACAUCUGGACAACUUUGUCCACUUUAUGAAGUUCCUGGCCCAAAUUCUAAACGUGCUAACAAUUUUGUCAGAGACUUUUUACAGGUUAAAAAAAAAUUUUAAUUUUUUUAACACUCAUUUGACAAAAAAAAAUUCCGUACAGGUUUUCAUUUAUCGAUUAUUUUGGAAAAGUAAUGAUUAUCCAAGACGUAUAAGAAUGGAUGAUAUUAAAAAAGCAUUUCCAUCACAUUCAGAAAGUAGCAUCCGUAAACGUCUUAAGCUAUGUGCUGAUUUUAAAAGAACUGGUAAAUAAUUGUAAUUUUAGUUAAUCACUUGUUGCUAAUAUUUGUGCAUUACAUAUUUUAAUUUCAGGGUCUGAUUCAAAUUGGUGGGUAAUCAAACCUGAUUUUCGUUUACCAUCAGAAGAAGAAAUUCGUGCCAUGGUAUCACCUGAGCAGUGUUGUGCUUAUUUCAGCAUGAUAGCAGCUGAACAAAGACUUAAAGUAAAUUACCUAUUUAUUCAAUAAAUAAUCGUUGCUGAAUUGCAUUAUUAUUAUAGGAUGCAGGUUAUGGUGAAAAAUUUAUUUUAACUAGUUUAGAAGAUGAUGAUGAAGAAAUGCAAUUAAAAAUGGAUGAUGAAAUUAAAGUUGCCCCAUGGAACACAACAAGGGCAUAUAUUCAAGCUAUGAAAAAUAAGUGUUUACUUCAACUCACUGGUCCUGCAGAUCCCACUGGAUGUGGGGAAGGAUUUUCAUAUGUUCGAGUGCCUAACAAACCAACUGUAUGUUGUUUCACAUUCAUUGUACAUUAUGAUUAUUAUUAUUUUGAAAUCUUGAUAAUUUUAGUUAAACAAAGAGGAACAAGAAGCCCAACCCAAAAGAAUGGUUACAGGAACAGAUGCUGAUUUAAGGCGACUAUCUUUAAAUAAUGCAAAAGCGUUAUUGAGAAAAUUUGCUGUACCAGAAGAAGAAAUUAAAAAAUUAUCUCGUUGGGAAGUUAUUGAUGUUGUCCGUACAUUGUCCACUGAAAAGGCUAAAGCUGGUGAAGAAGGUAUGACAAAAUUUUCAAGAGGAAAUCGGUUUUCUAUUGCUGAGCAUCAAGAAAGGUAAAAAUGUUCAUUGCAUCCUCUAAACAAGAAAGGUAUUAAUAAAGUGUUAUUAUAAAUAUAUUUUAGAUACAAGGAAGAGUGUCAACGAAUAUUUGAUCUACAAAAUAGAGUACUUUCAUCCAAUGAGUUGUUGUCAACUGAUGAAGGAGAGAGUUUUGAUGAAGAAGAUUGUUCUGAUAUUGAAGAAAUGGGAAAAAAUAUUGAAAACAUGUUGUCGAAUAAAAAAACAAGUACACAGGUAUAUUAUACAAUAUAUUGUGAAACAUAAAUAUCUAAAAUGAUAAAAGUCUGAACUUUUGGAUUACAAUGAUCUCUAAAAUGUAAUUUUUGAAACUGAAAUAAUCUAGAACGUAAUAUUCUAGAACUGAAUAAAAACUAAUGGUUUCCAUAUCCUUAAUUCUAUUAUUACUAUAAAGAUGCAAUACACAACAGGACCAAUGCUUGUGUUGUGUGGAAAGUGGUGGUAAAUAUUUGAAAAUAUUUCAGGAACAAUUAAUAAUUUUCUGAAUUAUUGCAGUCUGUAAUUUUAUGAUCCUGAAAAUCAUAUAUAAGUAUUAUAAUAAUAGUAAAUAUAUAUAGUAUUUAAAAUUAUACAUUAUGUUGUUAUAUAUGUAUUCAAAAUCAUUAUAAAUGCAGUAUAAAUUCUGCAUAAUAUACGACAAAAAAAUGAAUGAGCAUAAAAUUGAUAAAGUCUUAGAUUAAAUAUUAGAUAUUCAGACAUUUAAAAAUGGCAAGAAACUUAUCGAUACUUAAAAUUUUCAGUUAGCUUGUACAUUUAUUGUGUAAAAAAUUAAUUUUUAUUAUACUUUAAAAUUCAAAUUAAAUUUCAAUUGGUUUAGUUAUCACUGGAAAAAGAAGAACAAGAACGCCAUGAACUUCGAAAAAUGAUCAUGGGAGAGCAAAAUGAUGAAACGCGAAAAAGAGACAAGAAAAAAAUGGAUGACGACGAUAGUAUGCAGUUCUCAUCUACUGGACAACCAGGUAUGACAAAACUCAUAAUUUAUUAUGGGGGAAGAAUGAAUAUAAAUUUUAACUAUUUUCCAGGUCGUGUACUAAGGAUUUAUAGAACAUUUCAAGGAGCAGAUGGAAAAGAAUACACUAGAACAGAAGUUGUGCGUAAACCAGGUGUGAUUGACGCCUAUGUGAAAAUUAGAACAACAAGAGAUGAAGGGUUCAUUAGACAAUAUGCACUUAUGGACGAAGCACAAAAGGAAGAGAUGAAACGUGAAAAACGAAGAAUACAAGAACAAUUGAGGCGUAUCAAACGAAAUCAAGAACGUGAGCGUUUCUCCAAUAAUUCUAGACCACAACCUGGUAAAUUUAUGAUGUGACACAGUAUAACAUAAUUGUUGCUAUUUAUUAUAUUCUGUUUUCUGUAUUUUUAGGAUUUGGUUAUUCGAUUGUAAAUAAAAGCAAUUCCUUAAGCAAUGAUGUACCAAUGCCUACUUCUGGUACAGUGACAAUACCAAAACCACGUAUAGAGGCUACUCCUCCACGACCACGUAAACCAAAACCAAGUAAAAUGAAACCAGAUUUAAAAGUGAGAUGCGGUGCAUGUGGUAAUGUUGGUCACAUGAGAACAAACAAAGCUUGUCCUCAGUACAAUCUGAACCCUAAUGCAUCGGUUAAUGUUGCCCUGACUGAAGAACAAGAAGAAGAAAUUGAAAAACAAAUGAAUGUAGAAGACGAAGAUUUAGUUAAUGUCGAUGGCACAAAGGUCACUUUAUCUAGCAAACUCUUAAAGGUAGAUUUUUAGUUCGUUUCUUAAUUCUAAACUCUAUUCUCGUUAUAAAAUGAUGUACUGUUUAAUGUAAUUAUUUUAUUUUUGGUUUAUUAGCAUGCAGAAGAAGUGAAAAGGAGAUCACUGGUUUUGAAAGUUCCUAAAGAUGCAUUGUCACGUAAAAAACGUAAAAACGAACUCCACUGUGAUUAUUUAAAGAAACCUGAUCGAUCAGCCAACAGACGUCGUACUGAUCCAUUAAUUGUAUUAUCCACUAUUUUUGAAUCUAUAUUAAAUGAAAUGCGUGAUAUGCCUGAUGUACAUCCAUUUAUUUAUCCAGUUAAUGUUAAAGUAAACUAGCAUCCAUUAUCAUUAUUAUUUGUUUUCGACUAAAUUAUAUUGUGUUUGGCUCAACUAAAAAUUACAUAUUACAGAAAGUACCAGAUUACUAUAAUAUUGUACAAAGGCCAAUGGAUUUACAAACUAUUAGAGAUGGAUUACAUUUAAAAAAAUAUCAGAACCGUGAAGAAUUUCUUUCGGAUGUCAAUCAAAUUGUUGAAAAUUCUACAUUGUACAAUGGUAAAUGAAAUACACUGUCAAUGUUUUAUGUUUUUUCGUUUAAAUUAUUUUUGAGGAAUUUAAUUAAACUAUAAACUAAUUUACAGGAGCUAAGAGUUCACUGACAGUUGCUGCACGUCGCAUGCUAGGUGUAUGUGUGGAUCGCUUACAUGAAAAAGAAGAACGACUUAUGUUGUUAGAAAAAGCAAUCAAUCCAUUGUUAGAUGAUAAUGACCAAGUGGCUUUAACAUUUAUAUUAGACAAUGUGGUUGGAAAAGUUAAGACUAUGAGUGAAGCAUGGCCAUUUAUGAAGCCUGUCAAUCGUAAAUUAGUAAAAGAUUAUUAUAAUAUUAUCAAACAGCCAAUUGAUUUAGAGACUAUCGCCUCGCGUGUUUCUAGUGAGUAAUUUUUUUUAAACUAGUAAAUUAAAUUUCAUGUUAAAAAUUUGGUAAAAGUGGUAAAAAGUUUGUUAUGUUAAAUUUGAACAGUAACAAAAUAGAUUUUAGUCAUAAAUAAUAAGAAAUACCAAUAGUGAUAUUAUAAAAUACAAUAAACUAUCUAAUAUUAAAGCAGGUAUCUCAAAUAGUAGAACCUUUUGAAAACCACUUACCUACAGCUAUAUAAUAUAAACUACUGUAAUACAACUAAUAGUUUUUAUUUUGUUUCCAUAUUAAAAUUGAAACAUUAUAUAAUUAAAUCAGGGACACAUGUUCUUUGAACCAAGUUGUUUGAACCAUACUUACCUCAAUUAUGCUCUAUUCAGAAUAAGAGCACACCUGGUAGUAGAUGAAAAAAUAUCUAAGUUUACAUGGCGCUUACAGGCAGUGUGCGCACAAACUGGUGUGCUCUUAUUCUGAAUAGAAUAUAACCACCAUAUAUAUUUUUAAGUUUGAAACAAUUAUAAAACUUAUAAUAGGUUUAUUCAUAUUCAUUAAUUAAAUUGUAAAAGACUUUAAUAUUUAUUUUAUUGCAAUAAAUUAAAUUGAAUUGUUUAUUCAGAUAAAAUAGCUGUUAGAAGUAUCAGUGAUAUUGUCUAUAAUUUAUUUAUUUACUAGAAUAUAAAAACAAAAACUUUGAUAGUUGAUUAACAAAUAUAGUGGUAUCUUACAUAAUCUAUAGUAUUAUGUAAGACACAAUACAUUAUAUUUUAUUUAUUGUUAUAGUAAAUAUUGAACUACAAAGGAUCAUAAAAUAAAUGUUUUGGGGUAAUACAAAACAAAUUAUUUUAAUGUAUUUUAAUAAUUUUGAAGAACAAAACUCGUUUUCAGAUUAUUAAAAAAGUUAUAUUACCAAUCAUUUUUGUAAUAUUUUAUAUUAUUAUGCAUAUUAAAAAUUAUUUUUUAUGUUAUGUAAUAAUACUAAAAAUAUUUUAUACUACUUGUAUCAUUAGUUGUGUUUCUAUUUUAUUUAGGUCAUAAGUAUCAUAACCGUAAGGAAUUUCUGACAGACAUAAAUUUAAUUUUGGAAAAUUGUGUUGCUUAUAAUGGUGAAGAUUCAGAAUUUACCCAACAAGCAAGAAAAGUAGUAAAUGUUGCUUCAGAAUCAUUAGAAGAGGUAAAUUAUUUUAUAAAAAAGAAAAGUAGUAAUAGAAUAAAUGUAAUUUUUUGAUAAAAUUUUCAGUUUGACCAAUACUUGACGCAAGUUGAGCAAAAUAUCAGUAUAGUUCAGGCCCGUGCUUUAGAACAGGUUGAAAUUGAUGAUUCUGCGGCAGAAGAUGAUUAUGCAGAUAUGCAAGAUGUAGAAGAUGUAAUUUAUGUCUUAAUUAUUUCAUGAAAAAUUUGACAGUUUCUUUUUUUGUAUACUAAUUUAUAUGCAUACAUUUUUUCAGAACUUGAAUUCGCCUAGAGAACACAAAGUGAAUAUUGAAGACAUAGAAUUCCAAAUGGAUCCAGACAGCAAUAACUUUAAAACAGAAACUAAUCAUAUUUUAGAAGAUGGUAAUUUGUCCAAAACUAAUUAAUAUUAUGAAUGAUAUAUAGUUUUUGAAGUUAUAAUGGAAAGUUUUAAUUUUAGAUCUACAUUGUUCGAGCGAAGAAGAUGAUUUUAUGGAAGUUGUAGGAGAAAAUCCACCAGAUGACGACAGCCAACAAGUGGCAGAAGCCAUGGUCUUGCUUGGUAACAUGGGAUACAAUCCUGUCCCUGAAACUACUUUCUCCAACCAAAUUCAAGGUGAAAUAAGAAUAUCAUAUUAAUCUAACAGCGUAUAAAUUUUUUCUUUUUACCAGCCGACGAAAGUAUGGAUCUUGACCCAAACUAUGACCCUUCAGACUUCCUACCAACUAACAGUCACAAUGUGGACAUUGGGCUUGAUAAAGACAAUCUCGCGGUACCAAGUAAUCCAAAUCAAACCACUGCAAAUAUCCAAGAUGAUUUAGAGAUCAGCGAUUCAGAAGAAGAAUUGUCAAGAGAUCCUCAUGAAGACACUAUGGAGAUUAAAACAGAAGGGGAUUUAGGAGAGCUGUGGUUUUAAGUGAUUUUUAGAUAAAAAUUAUUAUUUUUUGUAUACUCCAUAGUUUACUAUAGCCUAUCCACACGUUUCUACAUAAAAUAAGUAUUAUUUUAAAUGAUUCAUUGCCACUACAAUGACAUAUUUUAUUUCCAAACAACAAUUUUUCAGUAGACAAUGUGAUAUAAUAGUAUAACCAUGAUAGUUGAACAAUUUUCAGCUGACAUUCAAAAAUAAUAUACAUAUACAAAGUGAUUCACUAAGUUUAGACACUCUUUUUUUUUUUUUUUUCGUUAAAUUUUUUAUAUAGGUAUUCAAAUUCUGUUUUUUGGAAUUUUCCUCGAGUAUCCUGUGGCGACACCAACUUUGGUUUUUCAAACGAGAACCUCUAUUAAAAAUUUCAUAAAUAAAAUGAGUAUUUCUUCUUUACAUACAUUUUUGGAUUAACAACUAUUAGUGAAUCAUUCUGUAUAUGAAAAAUGCUCACUUAUAAAUAUGUUUGUAUGAAUAAAUUUCAUAUAAUAUUUAGAUAAACAAUUUUAUUGUAUCUAUAUUUUCCAUUUAUAUCUAUAUUGAAAUAAUGCAAGGAAUAAAUUAAUUUUUUUCAAAUACAUAAAAUGUUUUUAUUUUAUUAUUUUUAAUAGAAAAUGGAUCAACAAGACACUUUUUUUUGAUAAUAUUGAACAAUUUAAACCAAAUGGAUUGUGUUAAAAUAAGGUGGGGGAAAAGAAGAAAAAAAACACAUUUUUUUUUUCACAAAAAAUAAUAAUAUAAAAAUAUUUUUAACAAGCUUGAUUUCUUUUGCUUAUUUAUUUAACUAUAUAUGAUAAAGAAAUAGGUACAAUAAAAUUGUUUUUAUAAAAAUAAUAUUUAAUUUUCUACAGAAAAUAGUUCAAUAUUUUUGGUUUAGUAUAGGCCUUCAAGUUACUUUGCUGCAAUUACAAUGUCUUCCUAUCCUUAUGUUUCAUCACCUCAUUUGUGUUCUCUACUUCUAACAGCUGUGGGUGCUAAUGCACACAAUUUCGCCAUCUCUGAAUGUCCCUGAAGAUUUCUACCUGAAUAUUUUUCAUAGUAAUUUUCAAGUAAUUUUAUUAAAAUUAAAGAAAAUUCACAAAAUGAUUAAAGGGCAUAUGCAAAUGAAAAAUAGUUCUUACUAAACAUUUCAAUGAUUUACCUCGUCUGAAAUAAGGGAAAAAAAUACAAUUUGUCUAAUGCUCUUUCAGUUCAUCAUGUAAGUAGGUAUGUAAACACUAACACGAGUAGUUUACUUAGUACCUUAUUCGGCAUUUAAUGUUGUGCAAUAUUGCAUCACUAGAAAAAAAUGCCGAUGCAUCAAACAUUUUAACCAUUCAUAUACCUGAAAUGUGUACAUGUGUGAUGGACUGACUGUACCAUUGUACAUAGUGUGAAAAUAAAAAAUAUUCUAUAAUUAUUGAUUUUUUUUAAUAUAUAUAUGUAUUUAUGUUACUUGAAAAUAACCAAGUAUUUAUUUUCAUUCUUUAUUGUCGUACGUUGAUCAUAGAAAACAGUAUAAUGCUUAUAUAGUAGAAACCAUUUAAGAUACUCUCGCUUAAGACGAUAUCUCGCCUAAUAUGCUCAUUUUUAUGAGUCUCUUGAUGUUAACAAAAUACAACUAGUAUAAUCAACUCCGGAUAAUGUGCUUUAUAUUCUAGAAUAACAUGUUCUUUUUGUCAAUUAUGUUGAUGUAUAAAAAUAUUAAAUUUAUAAAAAAAUAUCUCAUUAUUAAUAAUGAUAACGAAUGUGUACUUGACAAUAAUAUUCACAAUUAGAUACGGCAUGUUAUACAUUUUUGUAGAAAAAACAAACAUAGUCAUGUGCAAUUAAUUUUAUUCUCUUUUACUUUUAAUUUUUAAUUAUGACUUAUGAAUGAUUGUCAAGGAAUUAAACAAAAAGCUCUUUCUAUUGCUGACAAAUUGGAACAUUUUAAAAAUACAGAAUGAAAAAAUUAAAAAUAAAUAGCAAAAGCCAUUUGAAAUUGAGAGCAGUAGUUGUAAAUGAUAAAAAAUAAAACAAUGAUAAUAUCCUCACAGAAAAACAGGUUUCCCGUGUAAUACGCUAUUUUUGACUGCAUUUUUAAGAGCAUCUUAAAUAAGUUCUACUGCAUUUAAAAUUAUAUUAUAGUUGUUUAUUUAUUCUACAACCAUCAAUAAUAUGAUUCGUACUUAUUGUACCAGAUAUUAUUAAAAUUGUUCAUUUUAUCUUGAAAUACAUAAAAUUAAACAAAAUAUUUUUUUUCCAAACAAAUUUUAUUUGUUUUUCAAUUUUAAAAGUAAUGUAAAGAUAUAUUGCGAUAUAGAAGAAUUAAAGCACAUUGUUCUCAUACUUUACCAUUAAAAAUAUUGAAGUGGUAAAUGUAAAUUUUUAAUUCCUUAACUCAUUUGCUGUUUUUAUAGCAUCAUUAGUGUCACGUAAUAAUUUUUUAGUAAGGCGCUAUUUGACAUGAUUCGGUAUUAAAACAGACAUUUGGAAAUAAUUAAAAUUUGUGUUACUUUCAGACUUAAAAAGCACCUGUUCGAUCUUGUUUUUAUAUCCCCGGCUCAUACAAAUAUGUUUUAGUCUACAUAAACCAGGUCUUGAAUGACCUUGGAUUGAAUCCAUUCAACUUAUCACUGAC